Cavia porcellus (domestic guinea pig) is the source of this 3589-nucleotide messenger RNA. It is a transcript of the gene Mpped1, whose product is annotated as metallophosphoesterase domain containing 1. The transcript is spliced from 9 exons. The coding region runs from base 639 to 1619 and encodes 326 amino acids. Gene Ontology annotation, molecular function: hydrolase activity. The record is from RefSeq and is a predicted model, not a curated record. NCBI's taxonomy places the organism in Eukaryota, Metazoa, Chordata, Mammalia, Rodentia, Caviidae.
GCGCGGGCCCCCCGCCCCCCGGAGGAGGAGUCUGGCUCCCACUUGCAGCCGCCUCGGAGGAGCCCCCGCCCUGUGCGCCUGCCUGGCGGAGCCGGCCCCUGCCCGCCUCGGUGCGCGCGGCUGCUCGCGGCCGCGGAGAGGAGCCGGGCCAGGAUGGCUCCCCUUCUCCGAUCUUGGUCCUGUGAACGGAGCGUGAAUGGCCGGGCAGAAGAGAUGAAUCGGCCAGGCAGAGACUUUAACAACUAAAUAUCAGGCUCAGGGAAGAAAAACGCAAUUAGUGGAGGAGCAGAAGACCUGGGGGACAGGGCUCCCCAGCUGCAGUGACUUGGAAGUGGGUUCCCAGGUAUGCUGUGCCCCCACGGAUGAGACACUGGCCCCUGGUGGCGUCUUCCUUCUGGUCCUCAUCCUCUAAGGGCAGACGCAUCUUUUGCCAGCCAUCAUGGCCAGAAGACCAUUCUCUGUAACUGUGGUUCCUGUGUGUGACUGGCCCACGCCGUGUAACCGUCACCCAGUGUCCUCUCCAGACUGCUGCUAGAAUUGUGUGUGUCUGCAGAGUCUGUUUGCAGGUCUGGCGGGGGCCGGGCGGCGGUGGCGGCGGCGGCGGCGGCAGGAGAUGCCCGGGCGGCCCGCCGAGGUCCAUGUGGCGCUCUAGGUGGGAUGCCGGCGUCCUGAAGGCCGAGGCCCUGGCCCUGCUGCCCUGCGGCCUGGGCAUGGCCUUCUCGCAGUCCCACGUGAUGGCCGCGCGGCGGCACCAGCACAGCCGGCUGCUGAUCGAGGUGGACGAGUACAGCUCCAACCCCACGCAGGCCUUCACCUUCUACAACAUCAACCAGGGCCGCUUCCAGCCGCCGCACGUGCAGAUGGUGGAUCCGGUGCCGCACGACGCCCCCAAACCACCCGGCUACACGCGCUUCGUCUGUGUGUCCGAUACCCACUCGAGGACAGACCCCAUCCAGAUGCCCUACGGCGACGUGCUGAUCCAUGCUGGGGACUUCACGGAGCUGGGGCUCCCAAGCGAGGUGAAGAAAUUCAACGAGUGGCUGGGCAGCCUGCCCUACGAGUACAAGAUCGUGAUCGCCGGCAACCACGAGCUGACCUUCGACCAGGAGUUCAUGGCCGACCUCAUCAAGCAGGACUUCUACUAUUUCCCGUCCGUGUCCAAGCUGAAGCCCGAGAACUACGAGAACGUGCAGUCCCUGCUGACCAACUGCAUCUACCUGCAGGACUCCGAGGUCACCGUGCGGGGCUUCCGGAUCUACGGCUCGCCAUGGCAGCCCUGGUUCUACGGCUGGGGCUUCAACCUGCCGCGAGGCCAGGCCCUGCUGGAGAAGUGGAACCUCAUUCCCGAGGGCGUGGACGUCCUGAUCACCCACGGACCGCCGCUGGGCUUCCUGGACUGGGUCCCCAAGAAGAUGCAGCGGGUGGGCUGCGUGGAGCUGCUCAACACGGUGCAGAGACGUGUGCAGCCACGGCUGCACGUCUUCGGCCACAUCCACGAAGGCUACGGUGUCAUGGCGGAUGGGACGACCACGUACGUGAACGCGUCGGUGUGCACUGUGAACUACCAGCCCGUGAACCCGCCCAUAGUCAUCGACUUGCCCACACCCCGGAACUCCUGACUGUCCCCUGCUGCCCAGCCCCGCCUACCUGCAUCAGCCGUGUCACCUGGCCGAGCACUGAUCCCCUGCCACGCUCCUGUCCACGCAGAAUGACCUAGACACCCCUGCUGGCCGGCCGUGGAGACCAGCCCCUGGACGGGUCACGGCCUGGGAAUGAAGGAAGUCAACCCCCUUUGACUUCAGCCUCUGUCACCUGUCAUCGGGACCCUGCGUGGCCCCAGUCGGGCGUGUGCUCUUUACUGUUUUUGCCUGGACCUCCAGGAGGACCUCACUCGGGCUCAUGGCCCAUCUUGCUUGGGGAUCACCUGACUGGUCACCCCGCUCUGCUGGGCACCCUCGUUUGGGGAAGCUGCAGCACUUGGACGAGCUCUGGAGAUGGUUGCACAAAUGUCCCUCUGUCCCAGAGGUGUGUGGCUGCGAGCCCCAGGAUCGGGGAUGCUGGGAGUUUUGGAGCCGGGGCCGGGCAGCCUUUCCUCUCCUGCCAGGCCGGAGGAGGCCGACGUGGCUGUGGCCUAGGCCUCUGAGGGAGUGUUGGGGACAUCUCAGGAAUUGGGGCUGCACCUGGGAGGCCCCACAGAGGUGGCCUUGCAGUUCCCCUUUAUCUUCCUGUGGGUACCCUUGCUGAUGUGACAGUGGCCUGAGCGUCCCGGGCUGUGCUCAGAGCCUGGAUGUGGGGGGAGUUGGUUCCACAGGGUGAGAGCUGUCUUCAUGUCGAGAGUCUGCUGGAGGGCUCCGAGUCAUGGUGGAACAGGGCUUGGUCCAACGGGACUGCUCAGCUCUGCAAAUCACAGCAGCCCAGAGGGUUUGUGGGUCAGCUGCGUGCACACCCCCCCAAACGAGUCCACAUGUGUCCCCCACUGCUGACCCUCUCGCGGCUGCCGGCACAGGUGGGUCCUGAGCUCCUGCAGCAGCACCCUGGCCGGCUCCCUUUCAGGGGCUGCGCUGGGGGUCGGAUCUCCAGGGAGCAGGAACCAUCCGGGCCAGGCGAGGGCAGGCUGAGCAGGGGCAGAGCCUGUCUUUAUUUAAGAUGUUGAUAUUUUGCUUGUCAUGAAUUAUUUUUACAUUCGUUUUGAUUUUAACAAUAUGUUGCAAUUGUCUUCUGUCUGUGUUUUCCACCCCCACCCCCACCUGGCUAAGGAGGAGCGCUUUGCUGCCCCGGGAAGCAGCCUUCCGUGGGUCCUUUAUCAUCUCCUUUCAUGCUGAGACAGUCCUGCGAGGCUGGGAGUGUUGUCCCCAUUUUACAGAUGAGGCCAGGAAGGCCAGAGAGGCGUGGUAACUUGUCUGGAGGCAGCGGCCCGGAAGGGGCGGAGGCAGGAUUUGAACUUCAGUCUCCGGCUUCAGAGGAGCCCUCAUUUUGCCACUACCCAGAGUUCGCUACCCGCAGAGCAGGACACGCAUGGAUCCAGGGCUCUUUUGGUUUUAUUUUUGGAGGAUGCUGUUCAAAAGCAGCCGUGGUUCCUCAAACGCCAGAAAAUCCUGAACUCUGAGCCCAGCAUCCUAGGGCUGGAAUUUCUUCCCAGCUUGACAGAGAGCUGGGUCAGGCGUUCAGGAGCACCGUGUUGGGCGGAGUCCCCUGUGGCCUUGGGCGGGCCCCCUGUGGCUGAAGUCACUUGGGUUAGCCAGGGGACUUGACAGAGUCCCUAAGGGGAUUAGGACCUGCCCUGAGUAAUGGGGAGAGAAGAGAAAACACAGGACUGUUCGACUUGCCUCUGCUCAAUUUCUAUGCGGACCGAGAACUAUAAACUUUAAAGAAUAAAAUGUUUUUCCUAAGGUAUCUUCAGAAUAUGGUGUAUUUUUAUGUGGAAAAGAAAGUUAUGAAGGCAGCUGUUACUUUAAGAGAAAAUUCAUUAAAAGUCCUUGAGCUAUGAAAGAUGGCGGGAAUGCCCCUCAAUCAUUUUGGCAUAACUUGAUUGUGGCUGUAAUUUUUUUUUGUCAAGCAUGUCAGACAAUAAAGUCUUUGUACAAAGGGA